AUGGCGGCCCGUGCGUUAGCUGCUGCUGUCGCACGCCGAAGCUUUCGCGAAAGCGAGCGACCGCUGCGACGAUUAUCGGGUUUCGUAGCUCCGUCCGUUGUAGCCUCAACUGCUCAAGACACUACUGGAACCGGACAGAUGAGAAGCUUCGUGCUAGGAUUCGCGGGUUCGCCACAUCAGCGACAGGAGCCCAGUCUGUCGUCAGCCUCCACGUCAGCCUCCACGUCAGCCGCCACGUCAUCAUCAUCAGCAGCAGCAGCGGUGGCGGUAUCUCACGAGUUUCCAGGCGCGCGCAUGGCGUUUACUCCUGACCUUCAUUUCGUGCCAGAGCAGCCGGAGUCGCCUGUGCCGUGCUUCCGUGUGCUGGACCACGAGGGGGGGGUCGUGGAAGGCGCAGAGGAGCCCGAGCUCUCCCAAUCCGAAGCGGAGCGCAUGUAUCACGCAAUGGUGGAGCUUCAGGCAAUGGAUUCUGUCUUUUAUGAGGCGCAGAGGCAGGGGCGCUUCUCGUUCUACAUGACAACUGCGGGGGAGGAGGCCGUUAACAUCGCCUCCGCUGCUGCCAUCCACCCCCACGACCACGUCUUUGCCCAGUACCGAGAGCCAGGGGUGCUGCUAUGGCGGGGAUUUACCCUCUCUGACUUCGCCAACCAGUGCAUGGGCAACCGGCUGGAUGCAGGCAAGGGGCGGCAGAUGCCUGUGCACUAUGGGUCCGCAGAGCUGCGAUUCCACACCAUCUCCUCGCCGCUAGCCACGCAGAUCCCCCAUGCAGUGGGGGCGGCCUAUGGGCUCAAGAUGGCGGGCGAGGGGUGCUGCUCCGUGGCUUACUUUGGAGAGGGCGCUGCUAGUGAGGGUGACUUUCACGCAGCUCUCAACUUUGCAGCGGUCUUGGAGGCGCCUGUACUCUUUAUAUGCCGCAACAACGGCUGGGCUAUAAGCACUCCUGCUAAGGAACAGUACCGAGGUGACGGCAUAGCAGGGAGAGGGGCGGCAUACGGCGUCUCUAGUGUACGGGUGGACGGCAACGAUGUGCUUGCAGUGCUGAGGGUGGUGAAGGAGGCUAGGGAGCGAGUGAUGCAGACAGGGAAGCCCAUCCUCGUAGAGGCCAUGACAUACCGCACGGGCCAUCACAGCACAUCAGACGAUUCCUCUCGCUACAGGGGGGCAGGGGAGAUGGCGCACUGGCGCACCCAGAGGGACCCGGUAGCGCGGUUCAGGAGGUGGCUGGAGAGGAAAGGGUGGUGGGAUGAGGAACGGGAGAAGCAGGCGAGGGACACUGCCAGGGACGAGGUGAUUACCGCACUGGAAGCUGCUGAGAAGCUUCCGAAACCGCCUCUUUCGGAUCUAGUGAGUGACGUGUACGACAGCAUUCCGGUUCAUCUGCAGGAGCAGGAGAUGGAGGUGCGUGCAGCUGUUAUGAGGAAUCCCCAGGCGUAUCCCAGUGACGUGCCACUGUAA
Closterium sp. Yama58-4 is the source of this 1455-nucleotide messenger RNA. NCBI's taxonomy places the organism in Eukaryota, Viridiplantae, Streptophyta, Zygnematophyceae, Desmidiales, Closteriaceae. The record is from the annotation of a GenBank genome assembly.